Molecule: messenger RNA, 492 nt
Organism: Asparagus officinalis (garden asparagus)
Lineage: Eukaryota; Viridiplantae; Streptophyta; Magnoliopsida; Asparagales; Asparagaceae
Product: protein MNN4-like
Exons: 1
Coding region: 1-492 (163 amino acids)
Source: RefSeq, a predicted model, not a curated record
AUGAAGGCGGUGACUGGUACUGUGACCUCGUCGAAACCGAUCUCUCUAUCUAAAGCUUCUACGGCCCUCUCCCGCUUCGCCGCCGGCGACAACGGAGCUCGCCGCGAGAUCUCCGCCUACUUGAAGCGUGUGUCCAAUGCUUUCCCUGAUCCCGUUCAGGUGCACCGAGAGCUGAGGUUCAUAAGGAAGGGGGCAGGCGUCGAGAUCCAGCGAGAGGUCGAAGAUGAGGACGAAUCGAGUAGGAGCAGGAAGAAGGAGGAACAGAAGGAUCCAAAGUCUAGGGUAAGUUUGCAAGCUAAUGCUAAGGUCAAAGUAGAAGUUGUUGACGAGGAGGUUGAGGAUGAGGCGGAGGAGAGGAGAAAGAAGAAGAAUAAAGAAAAGAGGAGGGAAAAAGAAGUGGUGGAUAAUGGAGAGGGGAAGAAGAGAAAGCAUUUGAGUGUUGAAGAAGCAAAGGGGUCAAUGGAGGAUGGAAGCGAGAGGCGAGAAAAGUAG